AUCCUAUCCCACAAUUCCACUCAGUUCUAUAUAUACGAGAAGUGUCAGCAGUCAGCACCGAAGAUUAAUUUCAACUAAUAGUAAUGGCACAGUACAAAGUCCAUGAUCCAGACAAGAUGAUCCAAUGUCCUUUGGAUAAAGCCCAUGUUUUGCAGGCUAAGAGAAUGCAAUAUCAUAUUAUGGACUGUAGAAAAAACUUCAAAGCAGAUGAGCUGGCCACCUGUCCACUCAAUGCCAGACAUGUGAUGCUAAAGAAGGAUUACAGAGAGCACAUGGAGAGUUGCCCAGACAGGGCUGUGGUUGAAGCAAUGAUUUCUGGUGAGACUGGAGAGGAAUCUUCAAUGUUCAGAGGAUGUGUUGAUCUUCCUGUUUAUGAACAAGUGAACAUCCCUAAUGCAGAAAACUGGGAUGAUGAGAUUCCAUCUGUGCCUAGAAUAGGAGUAGAUCCCCAGCACUUGGCCAAGCAAGAUCACAUGAUCAUUCCAGGACUGACUCGAUCACAGAAGAAAAAGUUUGCCAGACAGAUGCACUUUCCAGCUGAAAACAGGAGUUAUGUGACUCAUCAAACAAAGAACAAUGAGCCCAGCAAGGUGCCCCUCCCCCAGCAGUGUCCCCCCAGGACGACUGCACCCACAAAAGGGUCUCAGUCAAUGAGGUCAAAUCAACGUUCAUCCGCAGUGUUUGCAUAUAGUUUAUCAACGGCAGGAAUAGGUCGAGGUCGUAGCCAAUCAGGAAAAUUGUUACCACCUCCUUCUGCUGUGCCUAAACUAAACAAUGGUUUUGGGAAGGAAAAUGGAAGAACAGAGGACUCUAUGGAAGAUCUCAAUAAGAAUCUGAAGAAGAUAGAGAAGAAGCUCCGACAGAUUGAGCUGUUGGAGACCAAGGUGGAUGAGGGACACACCCUGACGGCUGAGGAGGCUGAAAAAGUUGGUAAAAAGGAGAAGCUGACCAAAGAAAGAGAAGACCUGCUGCAUCAGAAAGUGAAAUCAAACAGAGGUUGAAUGGCCACCAGUGUAGUUGAACAGUUACAUGUUAUUAUAACAUGAUCUUUAAAAGCAAAAUUUUUUCUUUGAGGUUAAAUUUUGCUUAUAUUAUUGUCAAUAUUACAUGUUUAUCUACAAAAAUUAUAUUCCAACCCCCAACAAUAUUUAUUUUCAAAUUUCGUAAUCUGAAAUUCAACUCAUGAAAGAUGGUUAAUACUGUGUUGUCAUGACGGAUGUUGUUGUUAAAGUGAUCUUAUAUUCUAACUUAAAAAUAAGUUUUGCUUAAACCUGCCUGCGUUCAUGUGCAUUUAUAGAGGGUUGAUGGUCAUUCAGAAAUGUUUGUAGAUUGGUUAUGGUAUCCAAGAAAACAAUGGUUAGCUUGAUUCUUGUUCAAACUGUUGUACAAUUAGGCAAAAGUGUUGUCUUAUUUCUAUACUAAGUUGCCGUGAUUAUAGGUGUAGGUGUAGACUCAUGUACAUAUUAACAACUCAAUAUGGUGAUGUAGAAAUGUGUCUGGCUGUUAGUACAUUUUACUGAUUCUGAGCACUUAUUUAAACCAGGCUCUAGACCAGAACAUAUAUUGGUGUAUUGAAAAAAAAUUCAGUCAAACUUAGAUUUCAUGUGUGUAAAUAAUAAUUAUAUUUAAAAUUGGGUGGAUGGGGGUGGGAGGCUGUUUAUUUUUUUGACCCAGUCAAAUAAAAUUUAAAAAAAUAACAACAUAAUAAAGCCUAUUCUCCUAUGAUCUCUGUGCAAGUCCAAAUAUGUGUAAGAUACUUACAGUAUAUUGUUCUUCUAAGCCAAAUUAUGA
Messenger RNA from Magallana angulata, 1791 nucleotides. RefSeq lists its product as uncharacterized. The transcript has 10 exons. Bases 84 to 1001 code for a protein of 305 amino acids. NCBI's taxonomy places the organism in Eukaryota, Metazoa, Mollusca, Bivalvia, Ostreida, Ostreidae. The record is from RefSeq and is a predicted model, not a curated record.